AUGUUGUUUAAGCCAUCCUACCUUCUCUUUUCUCUCUUCUCGCUGGGCACUGUUGCCUGGGAUGCCCCCAACUAUAGUGGCUUCACUAAAGUCUGGCAGGAUACCUUUGCAGGCUCAAGCGGCACUCUCCCUGACACAAGCAGAUGGAACAUCAUAACAGGAUACCUCAACGUUAAUGCCGAGCUCGAGGUCUAUACUUCAUCAACCCGCAACCUUCAACGAAGCGGCGGCGAUACUCUCCAGCUUGUUCCAUGGCGCGAUGCUUCUGCUCAAAACGGCUGGACUUCUGGUCGUGUUGAAAGCAAAUAUGUCUUCACUCCCCAGGCAGGCAAAAUCACCCGAACCGAAGCCAAUAUCCGAUUCGGUACAUGCUCUACCAACAACAAGCAAGGCAUCUGGCCCGCUUUCUGGAUGCUUGGUAACAUCCUCCGCAACGGUGGUAGCUGGCCUUCCUGUGGUGAGAUCGACGCGAUGGAGACAGUCAAUGGCCAGCUCAUUGGUCACGGAACAGUUCACUGCCAUGUUUAUCCCGGUGGCAUUUGCAAUGAAGGCACCGGUAUUGGUAACACUAUUGGUAUCCCAGACCAGAGCUGGCAUACCUGGAGAGUCGAAUUCAAUCGGGCCAAGAACAACUGGCGCGACGAGACUAUUACUUGGUUCAUGGAUGGUCAGCAGUUCCACCAGAUCACCGGUGCCAGGAUCAACGACCAAAAUGUUUGGAACUCUCUAUGCCACAGUCCUUUGUACUUUAUCCUCAACGUUGCUGUUGGAGGUACCUGGCCCGGAUAUCCCAACGGAAACACUUGCGAUGGCUAUGGUAGCAUGAUGGAAGUUGGCUACGUUGCUCAUUACACCAACUAA
Fusarium venenatum is the source of this 861-nucleotide messenger RNA. RefSeq names its product concanavalin A-like lectin/glucanase domain-containing protein. Lineage: Eukaryota; Fungi; Ascomycota; Sordariomycetes; Hypocreales; Nectriaceae. Gene Ontology annotation, biological process: carbohydrate metabolic process. Gene Ontology annotation, molecular function: hydrolase activity, hydrolyzing O-glycosyl compounds. The record is from RefSeq and is a predicted model, not a curated record.